CAAGCCGCGUGCUCAUCGGGACGCUGCUUUCUUCAACCUCGGAGCUUAGAAGAAGUACGCAGUCGCACCCUACCGUGCAAUGUCGUUGUCGUUGUCUUCUCCUUACACGGUUGCCUACGAAUAGGCGGAUGAGACGUAGUCGCUUUCUGGCAGCUCCUUUCGUCAUCUCUGUCUGCACCGCUUGGGUGAUUGUUCCCGGCCGGGCGUUCAAGCGUUGUUGGAAACAACUUGCACUGGACUGACAGCGCGUCGCUUUGCAACUACAAAAACUUCAUCAGCGGCGACGAUGGCCUGAAGGGGGAUCCUCACAGAUAACUUCAGCCGGGUACCAAAGUCUGCGUGAGAGCAGCUGUACAACUAUCCACUCAACACGAUCUGGCAUUUACCUCAUCCUCAUUCUCAAUAACUGCCACCGGUCACCAUGCCGAGCACGAGCCAGAUACCAUUGCUGUCGGUGCUGCAACCUCCCCACGAGGACGUGCACAACACUCACCAUCAUCCGGCCAGGGACCAGUACCGCGUCGUUGUUCUCGGUGCAGCACGGGUGGGCAAGACGGCCAUCGUACGGCAGUUCCUGUACGACGAGUUUCCAGUCGACUACGUCCCUACAGUGGAAGAGUUCCACACUGGUGAGUACGAGAUCAACGGUGCCUCCCUCACCCUUGACAUUGUGGACACGAGUGGCAGCUACCCAUUUCCUGCCAUGAGGCGUCUGGCCAUUACCACUGCCGACGCAAUCGUGCUCGUCUACGCUAUUGAUGACCAGGAUUCAUUCGAAGAGGCUCGUCGAAUCCACGAACAGAUCGUAGAGCUCCAAUCGGCCAAAGCUCCCGUAGUCGUGGUGGGCAACAAGUGCGACGUGCCCACCGACAUGCGCCGCGUGCGACGAGAGGUAGCAGAGACCAUCAUCUCCAUUGACUGGGAGAACGGCUUCGUAGAGUCUUCGGCCAAAGACAACGUUAACGUGUUUGCCAUUUUCAAAGAACUCCUAGUACAGGCCAAGAUUCCGUAUGACCUGAGUCCCACCGCCGUUAACAAGAGACGUCGCUCGUUGCCCGUCUAUCCUACAAGUCCGAGCAUCAAGGACAAGACGCUUCUCAAGAGGAACAGCUGUGCGGUUUCGUAGGUGCAUGUGACGUGUCGCUAGUGUCUCGUUAUCUUUAACUUGUAUUUGCGACACAUGCUCGUCAACACUGCCAAUUAUUGAUUGUUUGUUUCUACCGGAGCUCGUGGAAACUGAACAUCUAAGGUCACGACGAAACAAAGAGUGAAGUUUGACAUCAUGAAGAUAAACACGUUUACAAGGGAUAACAGACAAAGAACUACUGUGCACGUUCAUAAUAGUGAAGCUGCCUAACGUCGUAAUAAUAAAAUCUUGAACGGAGAUGACAAUCGGUCUCACGAAAGGUAGAAACCUCUGCCAUUCCUUGUAAUAUUACGCACUAUAUGAAUAAAAAUCAAUGCUUGCCAUGAGUGCGUAAAAUAGA
Molecule: messenger RNA, 1487 nt
Organism: Rhipicephalus microplus (southern cattle tick)
Lineage: Eukaryota; Metazoa; Arthropoda; Arachnida; Ixodida; Ixodidae
Product: GTP-binding protein Rhes
Molecular function (GO): GTP binding; GTPase activity
Source: RefSeq, a predicted model, not a curated record